This is a messenger RNA of Lagenorhynchus albirostris (white-beaked dolphin), 2218 nucleotides long. It is a transcript of the gene CCNJ, whose product is annotated as cyclin J. Gene Ontology annotation, biological process: mitotic cell cycle phase transition; regulation of cyclin-dependent protein serine/threonine kinase activity. The record is from RefSeq and is a predicted model, not a curated record. Lineage: Eukaryota; Metazoa; Chordata; Mammalia; Artiodactyla; Delphinidae. Gene Ontology annotation, molecular function: cyclin-dependent protein serine/threonine kinase regulator activity. The coding region runs from base 251 to 1402 and encodes 383 amino acids. Gene Ontology annotation, cellular component: cyclin-dependent protein kinase holoenzyme complex; nucleus; cytoplasm. The transcript has 7 exons.
CGAGAUUGGCAGCGGCGGGGCCGCAUGUGCCCCCGCGCUGGCUUUGUACGCGGAGCCGCCUGCCGGUCCUUUAACAAUGGGCGGCGCGAGCGCCCCGGCGCUGGGCCCGAGCUGAGGCCGGCGCUUCGCGGCCGACUGUCCGCAGCAUGAGCGGGGCCGGCGUCCCCCGCACGCUGGCGGGGCUGGGCCUGUGAGGGCCGCGGUUCCGGACUGAAGUUGCCGCGUCUGGCCAGGCGCGCCGCCCGGUCCCAUGGAGCUGGAGGGUCAGUGGUGGCGGGGACAGCUGGCUGCAGAUAUCCAUCAAGCUCUUCGAUACAAGGAGCUGAAGUUACCUUCCUACAAAGGCCAGUCCCCUCAACUAAGUCUUAGAAGGUAUUUUGCUGACUUGAUUGCCAUUGUGAGCAAUCGUUUCACCCUCUGCCCUUCUGCCCGACAUCUUGCUGUCUAUUUGCUGGACCUGUUUAUGGAUCGGUAUGACAUCUCUAUCCAGCAGCUGCAUUUAGUUGCACUUUCCUGUCUGCUUCUAGCAAGUAAAUUUGAAGAAAAAGAAGAUAGUGUGCCUAAGCUGGAGCAGCUCAACAGCCUGGGUUGUAUGACUAAUAUGAAUCUAGUAUUAACAAAACAAAAUUUGCUACAUAUGGAACUAUUAUUAUUAGAAACCUUUCAGUGGAACCUCUGCCUUCCAACAGCUGCCCAUUUCAUUGAGUAUUAUCUCUCCGAAGCUGUGCAUGAAACCGAUCUUCAUGACGGCUGGCCAAUGAUUUGCUUGGAAAAAACUAAACUCUACAUGGCCAAGUAUGCAGAUUACUUCCUGGAAGUAUCUUUGCAAGAUUAUGCCUUUCUAAAUUAUGCACCUUCUUUAGUAGCUGCAGCAUGUGUGGCUUCUUCAAGGAUUAUACUUCGUCUUUCUCCAACGUGGCCUACAAGACUGCAUCGUCUUACUGCUUACUCCUGGGAUUUCUUAGUUCAGUGCAUUGAACGGCUAUUGAUCGCUCAUGACAAUGAUGUGAAAGAAGCAAACAAACAGAGAGGACAGGCAGGACCUCAGCCAGCACAACUAAGUGUGUUCCAGACAGCCUCCCAGCCCUCUCGGGCAGUUCACUUUCAGCAGCCUCAGUAUCUCCAUCAGACGCAUCAGACCUCGCUGCAGUAUCGCCAUCCUGUAUCGGAACAACCAAGCUGUCAGCAGAUUGUAUCUACCACACACACCUCAUCUUACACACUACCGACAUGUCCUGCUGGCUUCCAAACUAGUGUUCAGGGCCUUGGGCACGUGCAGACUGGUGUUGGGAUGUCACUGGCAAUACCAGUAGAAGUUAAGCCCUGUCUUAAUGUUUCUUAUAACCGGAGUUACCAGAUAAAUGAACAUUACCCUUGCAUUACUCCAUGCUUUGAAAGGUGAUUUUAUGAGAAGGUAGCACUUGAAUAGAAGGGAAACUGCAUGGCAGGUAUGUAACUGCCACAAUAUGCAUUGAAGACAAACUUAUUAUAAAGAUGUUGUGGGUAUGCAGCAGGAGUCUCAGUAAUCAAGCCAAUGGCUUUUGUUAGGAAGGGAAGGGACUCAACACAGCAGCGGAUCGAUCCAGAUGGCUCCAGUAGAUGAAUGUGGGUGGGUGGCUUCUGUCAGCAUGAAUUCUUAGAGAAUAUCCUUUCCUUUAAAGAAAGGUAACUUUUAGAGUACAUAAGUACAUAGGGCAUGAUGUGGAGUUAUUAGUCUGGUAGAUAAAAUGAAAAACCACUCAGGUAAGAACACUCACUCAUGGCAGUUUUCAAGCAUGAAAAUUGUUUUCUGAAAGUAUCACCACUUUCUCUUUACAGAAGGCUGCUAAUUGGAUUUUGGUAGUUCUUACCUCAACAGAACUUGAAUUAUUUGGGGGAAGGUGGGUUCAAAAGAGAAUAUAUCAUUCACAUUCAGAACCUAGCAACCUGGACCAAUUUUCAGUAUUUUAACUACCUCAAUAAUACUAUGAAUGUAAGAUACUGGGAUAGAGAUCCCAACUUGAAACAACAACUGGUGCCUAUGGUAAUUUAAUGUCUUGUCAAAUGCUUUUACUGACUGGUUUAAAUGUCAUUCUUGUUAUAGAAUAUGCCUUUUUAAAAAUCCUAUAAUAACACUUUCCCAGUUUAUAUUUAAAAAAGCUAAAGAACACUGGAUUAAUUUGGGGGGGGCGGUGUAGAGUAAAAUAAAUAAUUGGUUCCUGUCGCUGCAUACCCAGGG